GACGCAGCGCGCGGUGACGCGCUGACGUGUGCGGCGCAGCCAUGGCGCCGCGGCGGCCGGCGGAGCUGUACCGGGCGCCGUUCCCGCUCUACACCGUGCGGCUGCACCCGCGCCGCCCGCUCGCCAUCACCGCCGGCGGCGGCGGCGCCGCCAAGACCGGCAUCCGCAACGGCGUGCACUUCCUGCAGCUGGAGCAGAUCGGGGGGCAGCUCAGCGCGUCCCUCCUGCACUCGCACGACACCGAGACCCGCGCCACCAUGACCAUGGCGCUGGCCGGCGACAUCAUCGCGGCGGGGCAGGACGCCAGCUGCCACAUCCUGCGCUUCAGCCUGCAGGCGCCCGAGGCCCCGAGCGGCUCCGCCGGCCGGAACGGCAGCGGGGAGAAGGGGCCGCGCAAGCGGAGAGGCCCCAGCCCGGCGGGGCAGAGCGACACGCAGCGCCAGACGAGCGAGGUGACGGUGGAGAGCCUGCACAGCGUCCGCACGGAUUUCAGCCCCGACGCCCUGCAGAAGGCUGUUCGCUUCAACGCCGACGGCUCGCUGCUCGUCACCGGCGGGGCCGAUGGCUUCCUCCGCCUCUGGGAGUUCCCCAGCAUGAAGAAGACACUGGAGUUUAAGGCCCACGACGGGGAGAUUGAAGAUAUCGCGCUGGGCCCUGACAACAAGGUGGGUGUCGGGUGGCUCCCCGGCCCUGCAGGGAGAGCUGUCCCUGGACACCCGCGCUCUGUGCAGGUGGUGACGGCAGGACGGGACUUCCAGUGCUGCGUGUGGCAGCAGGACCAGCUGGUGACGGGGCUGCGCUGGAACGAGAACCUGCCUGGCAUUCCCGACAAGGCGUACCGCUACCAGGCCUGCCGGUUCGGGGCCGUGGAGGACAAUGCCGGGGCCCUGCGGCUCUACACGGUGCAGGUCCCCCACAAGCGGGAGCGCCGCCCCCCGCCCUGCUACCUGACCAAGUGGGAUGGGAAGAGCUUCCUGCCGCUGCUGACGCGGCCCUGCGGCACCGAGGUGAUCUCCUGCCUCUCCAUCAGUGACUCGGGCACCUUCCUGGGGCUGGGCACGGUGACCGGCUCUGUCGCCAUCCACAUCGCCUUCUCGCUGCAGAGGCUGUACUACGUGAAGGAGGCGCACGGCAUCGUGGUGACAGACGUGGCCUUCGUCCCCGAGAGCCAGCGCGGGCGGGAGCUGCUGGCGGGGAAUGAGGCCGCCCUGCUCAGCGUGGCCGUCGACAGCCGCUGCAAACUGCACCUGCUCCCCAGCCGACGCUCCCUCCCUGUCUGGCUGCUGCUGCUGCUCUGCGCCGGGCUCAUCGUGGCCACCAUCCUGCUGCUGCAGCUCGCCUUCCCGGGCUUCCUGUAGCCCCCUGACCCCCAGCGCCAGGACUGGACCCCCCAGCGCCAGGACUGACCCCCAGCGCCGGGACAGCCCCCCAGGCCGGGCUGUGCCCCAGCCCCCCAGCAGACUGUGAAGCAGAGGGCCUGGUCCUGCCGCCCCGCUGGCACUCGGGGGGCAGACGCGGGGCCUGGGGGUGCGCGGGGCCCAGCCCGGCAGGACUGCGGUGGCUGCGGUGUGGGGCUGGCCCCGGGGAGGGCGUCCUGCCGGCCCUCCCCCAGCUGCUGCCAUUAAAUCUGGAGUGCGAGGGCA
Molecule: messenger RNA, 1643 nt
Organism: Columba livia (rock pigeon)
Lineage: Eukaryota; Metazoa; Chordata; Aves; Columbiformes; Columbidae
Gene: PREB
Product: prolactin regulatory element binding
Exons: 8
Coding region: 42-1358 (438 amino acids)
Biological process (GO): protein secretion
Cellular component (GO): endoplasmic reticulum membrane
Molecular function (GO): GTPase activator activity; protein binding; guanyl-nucleotide exchange factor activity
Source: RefSeq, a predicted model, not a curated record